AUAAAUUUAUCACUAGUCUCUGUCGCUCUCUUCUUCUUCCCCUAACCCUUCUGGAUUCUUCCACCGUCUUCGGCCACCACUCACUCGCUUGCUCCUACACUUAUCUAGGUCAGCUCACUCUCUAUUUCUUCAUUUUUUUGCGGAUUCUCGCACCUGUUUUUAUGCACGCGAAUCGGAUUUGCAUGAACUCAAUCGUCGAUGGGGCACAAAAAGCGAAACCCUGCGCCGCGCUCGAAACAAUCCCUCGCGGCCGCCACCGCCAACGGUGGUGCCACCUCGCCGGACGCCGACACCGCCUGCAAUGUUUCCGAUCACAACCCUAGGAAGAUCGAAUUGGCCACGCUCCAAUCCGAGGGUUCCGAUUACUCCACAAUCAAGCUCGAAUGCGAGCGCGCACUCACCACGCUCCGCCGCGGGAACCACACCAAGGCAAUGAAGCAGUUGAAGGAGAUUUGCGCCAGAGAGGAGGGCUCGCCUCACGCCGCGUUCGUCAACCGAGUCCACAGCCUAAUGUGCUUCAAGACGGCGACGGUCAUCACCGACCCGAGCUCAAAGCAGCGGCAUUUGAGGAACGCGCUCGAGUCGGCUCGGCGCGCGGUGGAGCUCAUGCCGAAUUCCGUCGAGUACGCGCAUUUCCGCGCCACGGUGAUGUUGGAGGCUGCGAGUGAAGGGAAGGAUUAUGAGGAGGUGGUGCACGAGUGUGAGAGGGGGCUCGCCAUUGAGAACCCUAGUGAUCCUGCGAAGGAGACAUUGCAGGAUGAGAGCGAGCAGAAAGCUUCUUCUCUUGAGGAACGGAUUGCGCACGUGCAGAAUGAAUUGAGGCAGCUUAUUCAGAAGUCGAAUAUAGCAUCGUUGUCGUCUUGGAUGAAGAAUUUGAGCAAUGGGGAGGAGAGGUUUCGGUUGAUUCCGAUAAGGAGGACCCCGGAGGAUCCUAUGGAGGUGAGGCUGGUUCAAACAAGGAGGCCUAAUGAGAUCAAGAAGGUGACCAAGACACCUGAGGAGAGAAGAAAGGAAAUUGAAGUCCGAGUGGCUGCUGCUAGGCUGAUUCAGAAAAAUUCAGAGUCGCCACAAUCGGCGAAUGAGGGAGAUAGGGAUGAUAGGCAGUUGGAUUCAUCUGCAGGAUCUGGUCAGAGGAUUGGCGAUAGGAGGAGGCAUGGAAACGUUAGGAAGAGUGGCUUUUCAGCUGAGAGGAUGAAGUGGGUGCACUCAUAUUGGAAUUCGGUUAGUAUGGAUAUGAAGAAGGACUUUCUUAGGGUUAAAAUUUAUGAUCUUAAGUCGCACUAUGGGUCUUCAAAGGAUACUUUGCCAAAUGAUAUCUUGUCAGAAGCUUUGUUUUAUGCUGGGGCCAAUAAAACAUGGAAAUUCUGGCCUUGCUGCAACUGUGAAGAGAAACAUUCCAACCCGGAUUCUCACAGGCAUCAUGUUGUGCAGGAACACAUGGGGAGUCUUUCGCCACAAAUGCAGAGACUUCUGCCCCACAAUGUUGAUAGUGAAUGGAUUGAGAUGAUUCUUAAUUGUUCUUGGAAGCCUCUGGAUAUCCUAGCUGCAGUUAGAAUGCUUUAUAAUAAAGCAAAGUUCAAAAGUUCUUCACUUCCUGAGGAUUUGUACUUGGAUCAUCAUGCUCUGGACUAUAAUGAUUGUUUUAAAGAUGCAAGCAGCUCUUACAUUGAGAAGGAAAGUUCGGGGGACAGUCUUCCUAAUUGUUCAGUAGAAUGCAACAACCAUUAUAAAAUUAUAGAAAAUGAUGUAAGAGAAGGUGUUGAAGACCAACUUUCUAUGGCUAAUCCCAUUAUUGACUGUUGGCCGGUAUCUGAUGACCCUGAGCGUGCAAAACUCCUGGGGAAAAUUCAUGCCAUUUUUGAGACUCUUAUUAAGCACAAAUGUCUUGCCGCUAGUCAUCUUAACAAGGUCAUACAGUUCACUAUGGGUGAGAUACAGGGUCUUGCUGCUGGUUCUCAACUUCUGAAUCAUGGUGUGGACCAAACACCAAUGUGCAUGUGCUUUCUAGGAGCUACACAGCUUAAGACAAUUUUCCAAUUUCUGCAGGAAAUAUCUCAUGCUUGUGGGUUGGCCAGAAAUGCUGAUAAAGGUGGUAGUCCCACAAAUGAUUUGCUCAAUAUCAGUCAAGGUCCUGAGAUUAAAGACAAGAUUGUACUUGAUGGAGAUGCAUCAUGCCUCCUACUGGAUGAGUGUUUAUUGCAAACACAAGUCACUGCUGGUACAGUUCAGGGGACUGUCUUGGAUGAUGUGACCACCCCAAGCUCUCCUGAUGGAAUUUCAUGCUAUAACGAUGCUUUGCUAUCCUGGAUAUUUUCAUGUUCACCUAUCGGGGAUCAGUUGACAUCAUGGCUACGGACCAGAGAAGAUAAACUAAAUAAAGGAAAGGAAAUUGUACAGUUGCUUGAGAAGGAGUUUUAUCAUCUACAGGGCCUAUGUGAGAAGAAGGGUGAGCGUGUAAGUUAUGAGGAAGCUCUGCAAACAGUGGAGGAUCUUUGUCUUGAAGAAGGUAAGAAGAGGGAAACUGUUGGUGAGUUUGUCCAGCGAAGCUAUGAAUCUGUCUUAAGAAAGCGAAGAGAAGAGCUCAUUGAGAGUGAGAAUGACAUGAUGUAUGUCAGCAAUAGGUUUGAGUUGGAUGCUAUAUCAAAUGUUUUGCAAGAAGCAGAAGCAAGAAAUGUUAAUCAAUUUGGCUAUGAAGAAACUUAUGCUGGUGUGACUUCUCAGUUAUGUGACUUGGAAUCUGGUGAAGAAGAUGAAUGGAGAAUGAAGGAUUACUUGCAUCAAAUGGAUGGUUGUAUAGAAAAUGCUAUUCAGAAACUGAAAGAGCAUUUAUCCAUAGAGCUUAGCAAAAUUGAUGCCCGAAUAAUUAGAAGUGUUACAGAGAUGCAGCAACUGGAAUUCAAGCUUGGGCCUAUUUCUGCUAAUGACUAUCGAGCAAUAUUAGUGCCUCUAGUGAAGUCGUACCUUAGGGCUCUUUUGGAUGAUUUGGCUGAGAAGGAUGCAAGAGAGAAGUCUGAUGCUGUAAGUGAAGCACUUUUGGCUGAAAUUGCUCUUGAUUCCAAGAAGGCUGUUAAGGGGGGAAGUGAGAGCACAAGGCAUGUCGAGAAAACAAAAGAUAAGAAGAAGAAUAAAGAUCACAGAAAAGCAAGAGAUUUGAAGGUCGCUAGUGGUCAUGCACAGUUCUCACUUGGAUCAACAACUCCUGAUUCCAAUCUAGUUGCACCUGAAAGUGACUUCCCAGAUAAUGAGGUUGUUGCUAUGAACGAUGAUGACUUGGAACAACUUGAAGAGGAAUUUAGGCGUAAGAUUGAGUUAGAAGAGGAGGAAAAAAAGCUUGAAGAAACUUUGGAAUUUCAGCGAAGGAUAGAAAAUGAAGCCAAACAGAAGCACCUUGCAGAGCAACAAAAAAAAUCAUCUGGGUUAUACUUGGAAGGAGUGGUAGACAAACUUCAAGAUUCUGAAACAAAGGUGGAUGCUGAUCCACCAGAUGCUCAUGAACAUGUUGGAGUACUUGUGCAGGACCAGCUGGUAAAGGAGAAUGGAUCCCGAAGCAAUUUGGAUGGUGUGCUUACACCCACAGCAAAUGGUUCCCUUGAUAAUUAUUCGCAUCAGUCAAAAGUUAAACAAUCAGGUUUGCCUAAUGGAGUUGUUCCAGAGAAUGGUCUAGAUCGCCGUGCAGGAAAAAAACAUAAACGGAAAAAUUCUUCCAGACAAGUUGAUGGAAAGUUUGAACCUGUUUCAUCAGGACAAGAGAAUAUUGAAGAUACACAUACUGAUUAUCACCUGAGAGAGCAAUUCAAACUUAAUAGCAAUCAAGAUGUUAAUAAUGUGUGGCAAAACAAUGGAUCAAAGGUGAUGGGAGAGUUGCAAGUAGAAGAUGCAGAGGAGGAAAGAUUUCAAGCUGAUCUUAAAAUGGCUGUACGCCAAAGCCUGGACACGUAUCAAGCUCGUGGAAAUUUGCAUUCAGUUUCCAGUUUAAGAAUGCCACAGAGAGCUUCUUCACAGGAAGAUAGUGUGGAUUGUCUGCCUGUGGAAGACUCAACUGAUAAUGUGAAUGGGGCUACAUUGCUUGGUACUGGACUGAAGAAUGAAGUGGGUGAAUAUAAUUGUUUUCUCAAUGUUAUUAUACAGUCACUAUGGCAUUUAAGACGCUUUCGGGUGGAAUUUCUUGGCAGAUCAAGAUCAGAGCAUGAUCAUGUGGGUAAUCCUUGUGUUGUCUGUGCAUUGUAUGAAAUCUUUACUGCACUGGACACUGCAUCAAAGGAUUCAAGGAGAGAAGCAGUUGCACCUACAUCCCUCCGGAUAGCUCUAAGCAAUCUGUAUCCUCACAGUAAUUUCUUCCAGGAGGCUCAGAUGAACGAUGCUUCUGAGGUACUGUCAGUGAUAUUUGACUGCCUCCAUCGGUCAUUUAUUUGUGGUUCAAGUGUUUCUGAUGCAGAAUCAGCUGAAAGCAACUGCAUGGGAUCUUGGGAUUGUGCAAAUGGUAGUUGUAUAGCACAUUCACUUUUUGGAAUGAACAUUUUCGAACAAAUGAACUGCUAUCACUGUGGUCUUGAAUCCAGACAUAUGAAAUAUACUUCCUUCUUUCACAAUAUAAAUGCCAGUGCCCUCCGGACAAUGAAGGAUACGUUUGCUGAAAGUUCCUUCGAUAAGCUUUUGAAUCUUGUGGAGAUGAAUCAUCAGUUGGCUUGUGAUCUAGAAGCUGGUGGCUGUGGCAAGCUCAACCACAUCCAUCACUUUCUCUCAACUCCACCCCAUGUUUUUAUGACAGUUCUAGGUUGGCAAAAUACAAGUGAGAGUGCCGAUGAUAUAACAGAGACUCUGGCUGCCCUAAGCACCAAGAUAGAUACCAGUGUCCUUUAUUGUGGUUUAGAUCCUAAAUGCGUCCAUAACUUGGUGUCAGUGGUUUGCUACUAUGGCCAGCAUUAUCAUUGCUUUGCUUAUAGCCAUGACCAUGAACAGUGGAUUAUGUAUGAUGACAAGACUGUCAAGGUAAUUGGUGGAUGGGCGGAUGUUCUUACAAUGUGUGAAAGAGGGCAUCUACAACCUCAGGUUCUUUUCUUUGAAGCUGUAAACUAAAUUUUUGGUGGAACUGAUAACAUCAUUUGCUGGACUGAAGAAUGUUGAGUUUGGGAUUCAAUUGGUUUCUGGUGGGGCCCUGUUUAUGCAGAUGCAUUGCAUGUCUGCAUAACACAAAAGUGGUUUAGGCAAAUAAAAUUGCAAGUUGCAGUGAUGUCGACUAGUUUUGGCACACAUACCUCUGUUGGGAUGUAUAGCAUUUUAAAAUUUAUAAUACAAUUCAGGGUUUUAAUAGGAGCAGGUUCUGGCGAGGGAUAAUGAUGACAAAUGCAUUUAGUGUAACAGGAUGACUUAGAAGAGCCCAGAGUGUUUGGUACCGAGCAUCACUGAACACAAUUGGUUCGUUUUGAGAAUAUCAGAUUCAUUCCUUGUAUCCUACCAAUAAGCAGGUUUUAGUAUUUUGCUAGAUGAACCACAAUUUGUGGAGAGGUUGGCCAGCAAUGUAUGAGAAGAUCUUUGGCUGUUUUAUGAUGGAAAUAAUUGCCCACUAUUAUCGGGAAUAUAUAUAUAGCAUUUGUACGAGGGGAGUUUAUUCAUCAGUUGUCGAAGAAAUUUCCCUCCCACCCAUUUCCCCCAAAACAAAAAAGGGAUCUGUAUAGUUCUUAUACAAUUAGAUAUGUCAAAAUGUCAGCUUCUUGUCACUUAGGCUGUAAAAGGAGUGUCUUUCUGAUCUUCUGAUCUACUGCACUACUAUUCUCCCUUCCAAGAAACCUGUGUUGGAACGUGCUGCAUGGCAGAUUUUGUGCAACAGUAAAUUGAGGAGCUUCCAUCCUUUGGAUCCCCAACACUACCUUAUUCUUGUUUUCUUCCAUUUGGGUGGGUGGUGUGGGAUGGGGAUCCGUAAGUUGAGUAUGAUUGAAGGUAAUGAACUGAUUUUAUCAAUUUAUGGUUGGAGAUGUUAACUCUAGCUUUGAGUGAGGAAAAAGCUGAAAGGUUUUGGCACAAUUUUGUCCUACACUUUUUCGGAGUAGCGUAAGUGAGAUGCAUUAUUAUACUUAAUUAUUCUAUAUACAUUAGUGCAAUUUAAUACUUGGUGUUGUUUUUUGUCCUAAUUAUUACACUUUUGUCCUAAUUGUGUUAUUUUUUUUUAAUACUAGGUGCAAAAUAUUACGCUAAUUAAUGUCGUGUAAAGACAUUUUGUUAGAGAUCAUUGGUGUCUGAUGUUUUUUAUAAGAAACGUUUCAAGAAUUUCUCAUGAAUGAAAAAUAGUAAGCUCUUUAUUUCCA
Molecule: messenger RNA, 6302 nt
Organism: Glycine soja
Lineage: Eukaryota; Viridiplantae; Streptophyta; Magnoliopsida; Fabales; Fabaceae
Exons: 15
Coding region: 199-5076 (1625 amino acids)
Biological process (GO): protein deubiquitination
Molecular function (GO): cysteine-type deubiquitinase activity; protein binding
Source: RefSeq, a predicted model, not a curated record